Molecule: messenger RNA, 2738 nt
Organism: Neopelma chrysocephalum (saffron-crested tyrant-manakin)
Lineage: Eukaryota; Metazoa; Chordata; Aves; Passeriformes; Pipridae
Gene: DNMT3A
Product: DNA methyltransferase 3 alpha
Exons: 19
Biological process (GO): negative regulation of DNA-templated transcription
Cellular component (GO): nucleus; cytoplasm
Molecular function (GO): DNA (cytosine-5-)-methyltransferase activity
Source: RefSeq, a predicted model, not a curated record
CCCCCCGCCGGCCUCUCCUCCUUCCCCUGCUCCCCCUCCGCGGCCUCUUCCUGCCUCGGCCGCCGCCGCCCGGGAUCUUCUGGGGCUCAGGGGGAAGAGGAGCCCGAGGAGAACCCGAGCAAGGAGGAGAAGCAGGAGCCGGGGACGCCCAUGAGGAAAGCGGGGCGGCCCGGGAGGAAGCGCAAGAAUGCCCAGGUGGAAAGCAGUGACACCCCCAAAGACACGGCGGCCGUCCCCAAGUGCCCCCCGGCCUGCCCGGAGGCCAGUCCCGCCGAGCCGCUGCCCAACGGGGACGUGGAGGGGGACGCGGAGGAGGGCGGCGCGAGCCCCAAGGGCGGCCGGCCCGAGGAGGACGACGCCGAGAGCAUUCCCGACGGAGAGACCGGCCGGGCGCUGGAGAACGGCCGCUGCACCCCCAAGGAGGGCCUGGACGCCCCGGCCGAUGAGGGUGAGCUGGCCCCUUCCGACCCCCAGAAGAAACGCGGGAGGAGGAAACUCCUGGAGGCCACAGAGAAAAGCAAGGACGAGAAGGAGGAGAACAACUUCGACACCCUGAAAAUGGAGGGCUCUCGUGGGCGGCUCCGGGGGGGCCUGGGCUGGGAGUCGAGCCUGCGGCAGCGGCCGAUGCAGCGACACACCUUCCAGGCCGGGGACCCCUACUACAUCAGCAAGAGGAAGCGGGACGAGUGGCUGGCGCGCUGGAAGCGGGAGGUGAGGGCCGGUGCCAGCGUGGGGUGGGCACAGCCUGCCUCUUUGGAGCUGGGGGUCCCUGGCUGGGGGCUGUGGGUGGGUGACACGUGGACCCCCCCCCCCGGGCAGGUGGCCAGCAGCCGGGCCGGGAAGAUCUUCCCCGCCUGCCCCGAGAACGACGAGACGGACACGUCCAAGGUGGUGGAGAUCCAGAACAAGCAGAUGAUCGAGUGGGCCCUGGGCGGCUUCCAGCCCUCGGGCCCCAAGGGGCUGGAGCCCCCCCGAGAGGAGCGGAACCCCUACAAAGAAGUUUACACGGAGAUGUGGGUGGAGCCCGAGGCCGCCGCCUACGCCCCGCCCCCGCCCGCCAAAAAACCCCGCAAAAGCACAACCCAGGAGAAGCCCAAGGUGAAGGAGAUCAUCGACGAGCGCACACGAGAGCGGUUGGUGUAUGAGGUCCGGCAGAAGUGCAGGAACAUCGAGGACAUCUGCAUCUCCUGCGGGAGCCUCAACGUGACCCUGGAGCACCCUCUGUUCAUCGGGGGGAUGUGCCAAAACUGCAAGAACUGCUUCCUGGAGUGCGCCUACCAGUACGAUGACGACGGGUACCAGUCCUACUGCACCAUCUGCUGCGGCGGCCGCGAGGUCCUCAUGUGUGGGAACAACAACUGCUGCAGGUGCUUCUGCGUGGAGUGCGUGGACCUGCUGGUGGGCCCGGGGGCGGCGCAGGCGGCCAUCAAGGAGGACCCCUGGAACUGCUACAUGUGCGGCCAUAAGGGGGUCUACGGGCUGCUGCGGCGGCGGGAGGACUGGCCCUCGCGCCUCCAGAUGUUCUUCGCCAACAACCACGACCAGGAGUUUGACCCUCCGAAGGUGUACCCGCCCGUGCCAGCCGAGAAGAGGAAGCCCAUCCGGGUGCUCUCGCUCUUCGACGGCAUCGCCACAGGGCUGCUGGUGCUGAAGGACCUGGGCAUCCAGGUGGACAGGUACAUCGCCUCCGAGGUGUGCGAGGACUCCAUCACCGUGGGCAUGGUGAGGCACCAGGGCAAGAUCAUGUACGUCGGGGACGUCCGCAACGUCACCCAGAAACACAUACAGGAGUGGGGCCCCUUCGACCUGGUGAUCGGGGGGAGCCCCUGCAACGACCUCUCCAUCGUCAACCCGGCCAGGAAGGGGCUCUACGAGGGCACCGGGCGCCUCUUCUUCGAGUUCUACCGCCUGCUCCACGAAGCCCGGCCCAAGGAGGGCGACGACCGGCCCUUCUUCUGGCUCUUUGAGAACGUGGUGGCCAUGGGGGUGAGCGACAAGAGGGACAUCUCGCGCUUCCUGGAGUCCAACCCCGUCAUGAUUGAUGCCAAAGAAGUGUCUGCAGCGCACCGGGCACGGUACUUCUGGGGGAACCUGCCCGGCAUGAACAGGCCACUCGCCUCCACCGUCAACGAUAAGCUGGAGCUGCAGGAGUGCCUGGAGCACGGCAGGAUAGCAAAGUUCAGCAAAGUGCGAACCAUCACCACCCGCUCCAACUCCAUCAAGCAGGGCAAGGACCAGCACUUCCCCGUGUUCAUGAACGAGAAGGAGGACAUCCUGUGGUGCACGGAGAUGGAGAGGGUCUUCGGCUUCCCAGUGCACUACACGGACGUGUCCAACAUGAGCCGCCUGGCCCGGCAGAGACUGCUCGGCAGGUCCUGGAGCGUGCCGGUGAUCCGCCACCUCUUCGCGCCCCUGAAGGAAUACUUUGCCUGCGUUUAGAGACGGGCAGGAACUGGUGACACACGGAGCGAGUCGGAAACAAACCCAUCCACGCCAAGAGAAGUGAACACACGGAAUGAGAGAAGAGUCAGCACCCAGAAGAGAGACGGGAUUUCGCAGCCCCCGACGGGAACCCAGCACGCGUCUCCCCGAGCGAAAGGGGUCGGUGUCCUCUCCUGAAUUUCCAAGGGUCAGCUUUAGCCUAUCGGAAAAAAAAAAACAAACAAACAAAAACCACAAAAAAGCGAAACAACAAACGACGAAAACAAAAAAAAAGCCGAAAAGAAACGAAAACGAAA